UUUGUUUUUGCCGGUUGCUAUGCAAGAUUUAUUAUUUAUAGAUUUAUAAAAUUAAAAAUAGAUAGCAUAGCUUGCUUUACAAUAUUCAUGCAAACAUUUAAAAUAAAAAGAUUGCUACUAAAACAGUUGUUGGAAUAAUGAGUACAACCAGACAAGUGCUUCAAGUUUUUGAGCAAUAUCAAAAGUCAAGGAUAACGUUUGUUCAGACUGUUGCUGAACUUGCUUCUCGGCCUCAGAAUAUUGAAACUUUACAAAAUGCAGGCAUAAUGGCAUUGUUAAGGCCUUUGCUUCUUGAUGUUGUUCCAUCAAUUCAACAAACUGCUGCCCUAGCACUUGGUAGACUUGCAAAUCAUAAUGAUGACCUAGCUGAGGCUAUUGUUAAAGGAGAUAUCUUACCACAGCUAGUCUGUUCUCUUGCAGAACAAAAUAGGUUCUACAAAAAAACAGCAGCGUUUGUUUUACGAGCUGUUGCAAAACAUUCUCCUCAAUUAGCACAGGCAGUUGUUGAUUGUGGGGCUCUAGAACCUUUAGUAAUCUGUCUUGAAGAAUUUGACCCAGAUGUUAAAGAAGCCGCUUCUUGGGCCUUGGGGUAUAUAGCUCGACACAAUGCAGAAUUAGCUCAAUCAAUUGUUGAUGCUGGAGCUGUUCCACUUCUGAUAUUAAGUAUACAAGAACCAGAAUUGCCUUUAAAAAGGAUUUGUGCAUCUGCACUCAGUGAUAUAUGCAAACAUUCUCCUGAGCUUGCUCAAACAGUAGUUGAUGCUGGAGCCAUUGCCCAUCUUUCUCAGUUGGUCUUAAAUCCAGAUGCUAAACUAAAGAGACAAGUGUUUUCUGCUUUAAGCCAAAUUGCUAAACAUUCAGUAGAUUUAGCAGAGAUGGUUGUUGAAGCUGAAAUUUUCCCAUUUGUUCUUCUGUCUUUGAAAGAUAGUGAUGAAUAUGUAAAAAAAAAUAUUGCGAUGUUAGUCAGAGAAAUUGUAAAGCAUACCCCAGAAUUAGCACAACUUAUUGUGAAUGCCGGCGGAGUUGCUGCAAUUGUUGAUUACAUUGCUGAAACAACUGGUAAUACUCGUUUACCUGGUAUCAUGGCUUUAGGCUACAUUGCUGCUCAUUCAGAAAACCUCUCAAUGGCAGUUAUUGUAUCAAAUGGUGUGAUACAGUUGGCACUUGUCUUAUCUGAGGAAAAAGAGGAUCAUAUUAAGGCUGCUGCAGCUUGGGCUUUAGGUCAAAUUGGAAGGCAUACUCCAGAGCAUGCUAAAUCAGUAGCUAUUGCCAAUGUUUUACCAAAGUUGUUAAAUUACUACUUAUCACCUGAGUCUUCUGAAGACUUGCAGAUUAAAUCCAAGAAAGCAUUAAAGAACAUUUUACAAAGGUGUAUUCAUCUACCAGCACUUGAACCUCUGCUUCACAACGCUCCUUCUAAUAUUCUAAAAUAUGUCGUCAGUCAAUUUUCAAAAGUACUUCCACAUGAUGCAAAGGCAAGAAAGUUAUUUGUUACGAGUGGUGGACUAAAAAAGAUUCAAGAAAUAAAAGUUGAGCCUGGUUCUUCUUUGCAAGAGUAUGUCAAUGAAAUAAAUAACUGUUAUCCUGAAGAAAUUGUCAGAUACUAUUCCCCUGGGUAUUCUCAAAAACUUCUGGAAAGAAUAGAACAAUAUCAACCAUCACUUGAAUAAAUGUUUUUAUUUUGUACUUUAUUUUUCUAUAUUUAUAGAUUUUAA
Molecule: messenger RNA, 1715 nt
Organism: Hydra vulgaris (swiftwater hydra)
Lineage: Eukaryota; Metazoa; Cnidaria; Hydrozoa; Anthoathecata; Hydridae
Product: sperm-associated antigen 6
Biological process (GO): cilium movement
Cellular component (GO): microtubule cytoskeleton
Molecular function (GO): microtubule binding
Source: RefSeq, a predicted model, not a curated record